Diplodia corticola is the source of this 660-nucleotide messenger RNA. RefSeq lists its product as uncharacterized. The coding region runs from base 1 to 660 and encodes 219 amino acids. The record is from RefSeq and is a predicted model, not a curated record. The transcript has a single exon. Lineage: Eukaryota; Fungi; Ascomycota; Dothideomycetes; Botryosphaeriales; Botryosphaeriaceae.
AUGACUUUGCUUUUCUUUUUCUUUGUCACUCCAAAUACGCUUAGCAUGGUUCAGUGGAGCGCAUAUAUCCAGCGCAUCCAAAGCGAGAACCGAACCACAAUCCAUACAACCGAGAGUACCUCAAAGACGCCAGAUAUGGAUCCAACUGCUAGUCCUUGGGAGCCACCCCAGCCACGCGGUGGAGCAACCAAGUUUGCUUGUAGACCUCGUUCGCGACAGCAUGCUCAGAACCGUAACCCUUACUUGGGGGUGCCCAGCCAGGAUCAUCCCUGGGACAACCAGAACGUCCGAGCCUUCCGCCAUGUGCUUCCAUCUCGCGAGCAGAUUCUGGGUGAGUCCUCGGGAAUUUGCCGUAAGACUGCUAGCUUUGCUCACGUUGGUCAAGCGAACGGACGUGUCCUCGAACCAGGCAGCCUGCUCCAGGUCCUGACAAGUAUACACCCCAUCACAGGCGAAUGCUUUGCCUUUCUCGUCCAGCUAUCACAAGCAGAGCAAGCCACAAAGCCGCUUGUCAGAAUACUUUACUGGGGUAGGGGCAUAUCGAUGGAUCUGGCGAUGAUCUGGUUGGAGUACCAGGUCAAUUGGGAUAUGCAUAGAAAGCUGCGUUCCGUCGCCCAAGUCACGCCCGUGUUCUACGAGGAUGUGUGGGGGGGAAUGUGA